AUGGAGACAUAACCAUUGCCGGUGAAGGGUUGUAAAAUUUAGGCCUAUGCUCGGUGCUUACAGCCUUUGAGCAGGGAGGGACAUCUGCUGUGAUACAGGGCCUUUCCACACCUGCUAUAACAUGAGGCCUUGGUUUUUGCAGUCUCAUCUGAAGGACCACCCCAUUUAGUUGGCUCUUACGACAAACAAGGGUGCUAAGGACCUACUCUAGCCUAGAUCCCCAAAGUUGUGAUAGGUUUUAUGACAAUGUUGGAGUGAAAGAGAAGAAUUAUCCAAACAAGAUGCUAGAUGCAAGCAAGUGGCCAAUUUUCAGCAUUCUUGAACAAGAGGAUUUGGAAAAAAUAAAGAAAAUUUGUGUGUUUGGAAGUUCAGGAAAUGAAGCAUUAUAUAUAACAAAUGGAGAUGAAGUGUAUGCCAUUGGAUCUAACUGCAGCAGCUGUCUGGGACUGGGGGAUGCCCAUAGUAGCUUUGAACCUAGAAAAGUGGAAGUCUUGUGCAAGAAGAAUAUUGUGGAUAUAGCUUUCGGCAGCGGACCCCAUGUACUAGCUGUGUCAAAAAAUGGUGAUAUGUACAGCUGGGGCCACAAUGGGUACUGUCAGCUAGGAAAUGGGGGGUCGGGACAGGGAUUGACUCCUACACUCAUCAGUACCAACCUACAAGGGAAAAAAAUUCUACGAGUGGCUUGUGGCAGCCAUCACUCCCUGGCUCUUUCACAGGAGGGAGAGAUAUAUGCUUGGGGACAGAACAAUUGUGGACAAGUUGGUUCUGGAACAACAACAAAUCAACCAACACCAAGAAAAGUUGUUGCAGUCAUAGGUUCUAAAAUGGCGUUGUCCAUUGCCUGUGGCCAGACUUCAUCUAUGGCUCUGUUAGAUAAUGGAGAGGUGUAUGGAUGGGGUUACAACGGCAACGGACAACUAGGACUCGGUAAUAAUGUUAACCAACCAAAUCCAUGUCGUGUUCAACAACUGCAAGGUGUCAUCAUAUCCCAGCUGGUGUGUGGAUAUGCUCACACUCUGGCUCUGUCUGAUGAAGGAGUUUUAUAUUCUUGGGGAGCAAAUUCUUAUGGACAGCUAGGUACUGGUAACAAGGCCAAUCAGGUGUCACCUUCCAAAGUCACGAUAAAUGGUGAAAGAAUGGUAGAGAUAGCAGCCAGUCAUUAUGCUCACAUAUCUGCUGCCAUGACAGAGACGGGGUCUGUGUAUAUGUGGGGUCAAUGUCGGGGUCAAUCCCUGACCUCCCCAAUGCUCACUAAGUUCACCUGCACUGAUGAUGUGUUCUCUGCAUUCUCUUCCCCAUUAGUGACGUGGAGAACAUACAAUGUGGAUCACAUAAAAGGUUCCAGUAUUAUUGAGAGUCUGACUAAAGCUUUUGAUGACCCAAUAACUUCUGAUAUCAAGUUUUCAGUGGAAGGGAGGGAUAUAUAUGUUCACAAAUCUGUGCUCAAAAUAAGGUGUGAACACUUUCGCAACAUGUUCCAGUCUUGCUGGGAUGAAGAUGGGAGAGAUACCAUAGAAGUUAGUCAGUUUCCCUACACAGUGUACAAAGCAUUCCUACAAUAUCUCUACACAGACCAAGUCAAUCUGAAACCAGAGCAGGCCAUAGGUUUGCUAGAUCUGGCUAAUGCCUACUGUGAGCCGUCAUUGAAGCGUAUAUGUGAGCAGAUCAUCAAAAAGGGAAUAACUACAGACAACGUGGCCAUGUUGUAUGCAGCUGCUGUCAAGUUUGAAGCAAAGGAUCUGGAGGAGUUUUGUUUUCGCUUUGCUUUGAACCACAUGACAGUAGUGACACAAACACAAGCCUUUGGACAGUUGGAUGAAUCCGUUCUCAAAGAGUUUAUACGCAAAGCAGCCAUGUCUGGAGCUUUCAAGUACUGACUACAGGAAAGGGCCGGUAUGUUGCAGCUUGUAGACAGUGAAUGACAAACAAAACUACGCUAAACUAUGAUUUCGCAUCUUCAAUUAAGAAAUUAUUUUCUAGUUUAUAUCUUUCAUGGGAAAACACUUGUUGUGACUGAUUUUUUUCAUUGGAAACCUUACAUGAAGCAGUGAUAUCUAAAUCUACCCAAUACCUGUAUUCUAAAACACUUCUAGCAAGUGCAUUCAUGUACAUGGAUAUUAGGUAUGUAAAGGGAUAAAUACUUCACUAAGCAUUUUACUUAUAUAUACCAUUCAUGAAAUUAUAGGAACCUUCAAAAACUGGAAUUUUAUAAUUUACCAAUGGAGGCAUGAAGUACAUGUAACUGAUGCAAUUGUAUUCAACAGAUCCAAGAGACAGUCUACUUUAACCUCAUCCUCACUAUAUCAAGUUAUAGUGAUUACAUAGAUGUAACUCCACACAUCCUCACAAUGUCAAGUGUUUAGUGAUGACAUAUCUCACACAAGUAUUUAGUGAUGAUGUACCCCACACAAGUGUUUAGUGAUGACGUACCCCACACAAGUGUUUAGUGAUGACGUACCCCACACAAGUGUUUAGUGAUGACGUACCCCACACAAGUAUUUAGUGAUGAUGUACUCCACACAAGUGUUUAGUGAUGACGUACCCCACACAAGUGUUUAGUGAUGACAUACCACACACAAGUGUUUAGUGAUGACAUACCCCACACAAGUGUUUAGUGAUGACGUACCCCACACAAGUGUUUAGUGAUGACGUACCCCACACAAGUGUUUAGUGAUGACGUACCCCACACAAGUGUUUAGUGAUGACAUACCCCACACAAGUGUUUAGUGAUGACGUACCCCACACAAGUGUUUAGUGAUGACGUGCCCCACACAGGGAGGGUACGUAAUCACAAAACCUCGACAUUGUGAGGAUGCUUUAACCUUGGUGACUUCCAACCUUGUAUUGAUGUAGUCAAUUAUCAAAAUCAAAAGCUUAUGGAGCACCAGAUUAAUAUAUACUCAAAUAACUGGAAGAUAUCUUUUCAACAUAAUGUGCAAUAAUUGAUUUGAUGCACUCAUUAAUUAAAUUGAUGAGAGCAAUAAUUGAUUUGAGGUGCAUAUUAAUUCAAUUGAUGAGAGCAAAAAUUGAUUUGAUUUGCACAUCAAUUAUUACUCUCAUCACAUCAAUUGAUAUGCACAUCAAUUUGGUGGAAUUAUUGCUUGCAAAAUUUUUAUUUGUACUAAGGGCUGUUCCAUUAAAACAUAUGAGGUACCCGGGGAAGGCACUUUAAAAUUUGGGUAACCACCCAUAGAAGCAUAAAAAUGUAAUGAGGGACCACUCACAGAAGCAAUUUUAGAUAGUGCGGCACCACCCAUAGAAGUGAAAUAAAUGUGAAAUACACUUUUUCUUUAAAUUCAAUAUGUAUGAAUGACUAUUUAUAACCCCUGAAUAGAGGUCUAUUUUCAGAUGUUCCCAAGCAUGAUAGUAAAGAGAAGAGUAUCUUCGGUGUCAUCACCAUUCAAAUAACUGGCCAUCAAUGAAGCUUGAUCAUAGAACCAUCAAUUUAUUUUAUCAAGACUGUCUUUCUUAAACAUGAUGAACUAAAUUAAUUUUAUAAGUCUACCUGUUCAUAAAAAGCCUAGUAUUGUAAAUGUUCAAAAACAACUAUGAAAAGUUUUAAAAUUGACUAGUAUUUUGAGUAUUAAAAAACAAGAAAAUGUGUCUCUUUACGUAAAUAAAAUGAUAUUCUAUGUUUCUUAGUCAAUAUAUAAAUUUACAACCUGCAACUUAAGAUUUGUGAGGCUCUAUUCUACCGUUUUCAACAAUUGCGAUAAAUUCCAAUUUCUCGAUUCAUAUUUGUGCGCCAUGUUUGAUGUACUGAAGUUUCAACUUCCGAUUGUCAAGUCAUUUGCAUAUGUCAUAUAAAGUAGUAUUUACAUCAAAGGACAAGUAUGGAGGCGAAAGCUAUUUCGUCGGUAUUGAAUUUAAUAUCAAGUUAAAAACCGAACAGCAGAGUGUAAAUUCUUUCUGCAACAAUAUGAUUUUCCUUUCUUUGUCGAAGUGGCUCAAGUAACUACAUUUUCGCGCUGAUUGUCAAUGUUUAGCUUUUUCAUUAGAUCCACCUACGAGAUUUCGCGAUAAAAAGCAUGGCGGAGCAGACGAAGAAUUUUGCAUGCUGUACAUUAUAUUUAAUGAAAAACACCUUUAUUAGACAUGCCCGAGCACAAAGUUGGUACUCCUUUUGGUGUAACUGUAAACAACAUUUGGGACAGUGCAGAGUUUAUUAUCGGUUAUUCAUAAAAUUAUUUUGCACCAUUACGGAGAUCCUAUGGAAUGGUAGCCUCAUCCCGAAAACGUCAGAAUAAAAAAAAAUUGGAUAAGGCUACAUUAUUGCAGCUAGAAAAAAAUCAAAAACCGUUUCAAUGGACCACGAGCACGUUUCGUUUUCCAUUUUGGACAAGGGAGAUAAUCCUAAUUUCCCGUCGGCGGUCACUAUAAUUUUAGAGUCAAACUGGAAACGAUAACCGGAUCGCGGAACCUCAUCGACCGAGAUAAAAUGAAGACAGAAAACGGCGUUCGUUUCACAUUCUACUUUCAACCCUUCCCUUCUCUUGUUGCAUUCCUCUCAGUUUCGGUAAAAAAUAAAGAUUUUAUCAAAACAACCACCCACAGAUGAAGUUUUCUGGCAGUAGGUACCCACCAUAUAUGCAAUUUUCUACCAAUGACAAGCACCCAUAGAUUUUUUUUUAAUUGCCGUCCCCGGGUACCUCAUAUGUUUUAAUGGAACAGCCCUAAGAUAUCUUUAAUCAUUUACGACACUUUUUUAUAAGGAAUUAAUGUGUGCAUCAAUUCUUUUAAAGAGAUCAACAAUUAAAUUAAAAUUAAUAUAAUUCAGUUCUGGAUAUAUUAUACAGGUGCUCUCCCUAGAAGAAUUACGAACAUUGAUUGAAUUAAUAAUAUCAUUAAUUCAAUUGAAGAGAGCAAUAAUUGAAUGCAUUAAUUGAAUUGAUGCGUGCAUAAAUAGUAUCAUUGCUCUCUUCAAUUGAAUUGCAAAUUGAAGAGAGCAAUUAUAGCACUCAAUUUCGCAGAAUAAUUAAUGCUAUCAACAAGUCAUUUAAUGUGCACAAUAAUUCAGAAUUGAAGAGAUCAUUAAUUAUUUGAUGAUAUCUUUUAAUAAUUGAAUUGUUGUGCAUAUCAAAUGAAAUGAUUAUACCUUCAUAUAAUUAAAGAUAUCUUCCAUUGAGUUCAGGUUCAUUUGGUGCUCCAUAAGAGCUUAAACCUUCCUUCCAAAUCAAGGUGGAAAAUAAAACAAAGUGAUAAAAAUAUAAAUGGUAUGUACAUGUAAGUACCAAGUCAACAAGUUGAUUGUACUUUUAUAGUAUGCUUAAUUUUGGUUAUAUAUGCUUUAGUCUAAAAGUGUUGUGAAAAGGUAAAACCACAAUGGAUUCAGACCCCGGAUUGCUUGGUUACUGACAAUUCAACAAAUCUGACCAGACAAGAAGUAUAAUACUUCAUACAUUUCCACAGUGUUCAUUAUAGCAGUGUUCCUUUGAAAAGUUGCAGAUGAAAUUUUGCAUCAGCUGUGAGUUUUGUACAGAAAUUAAAGAUGGCAUUUUAGUUAGGACGCUGGUAGUCUUUCAGACUUUGUAUCCAGUAUGACAAAUAUGCUGGAUGUCAGACUGCCAGGCUUAAUGAAUUGAUACGUGAUAUUCCAAUAUUUGUGAUGUAUAUUUUUGUUUAUUAUUUUCUUGUUUCAUAGAAUAAAGCUCUUAAAACAGA
Molecule: messenger RNA, 5661 nt
Organism: Ostrea edulis (European flat oyster)
Lineage: Eukaryota; Metazoa; Mollusca; Bivalvia; Ostreida; Ostreidae
Product: RCC1 and BTB domain-containing protein 1-like
Exons: 15
Coding region: 282-1877 (531 amino acids)
Molecular function (GO): protein binding
Source: RefSeq, a predicted model, not a curated record